Messenger RNA from Stegodyphus dumicola, 360 nucleotides. RefSeq lists its product as uncharacterized. NCBI's taxonomy places the organism in Eukaryota, Metazoa, Arthropoda, Arachnida, Araneae, Eresidae. The record is from RefSeq and is a predicted model, not a curated record.
AUGAACUGCACUUUUUGUUUGCACUCCCAAAUAAACAGAAGGCAAGAACUGGUAAAUAAUGCUGAAACUAAACGAGGAAUUUCUCGUUUAGAAAUCUUUAGAGGCAGAAAUUCUCGAAGAGCGAAUAGAAAAGAAAUUUUCAUUGUAACAUCAAGUAAUGGAAGUCCGAAUAAUGCAAGAAUAUUACGAUUUCCACAGUUAAACGAAGAAUACUUCAUCUAUAAAUUCUUCUGUUUUCUGGAAACCAGAGCAAUGAAUAGAAAACAAAAUCAGACAAAAAUGAAAAUGGCAAGACGUAGUUUCAUAAACAAGAAGAUAAUGAGCAGCAGUUCAAGUCACCUUCGUUGGAAUACCUUCUAA